Messenger RNA from Bombus pascuorum, 3438 nucleotides. Its product is annotated as purine nucleoside phosphorylase. The transcript is spliced from 6 exons. Gene Ontology annotation, cellular component: cytoplasm. Bases 827 to 1795 code for a protein of 322 amino acids. The record is from RefSeq and is a predicted model, not a curated record. Gene Ontology annotation, biological process: nucleoside metabolic process. NCBI's taxonomy places the organism in Eukaryota, Metazoa, Arthropoda, Insecta, Hymenoptera, Apidae. Gene Ontology annotation, molecular function: purine-nucleoside phosphorylase activity.
GACGUGUGGUUUCGCUUACGAUUGAUCGACAAAUCCGAGACUCAGCCAUCUCUUACGAACGAAGCAGUCCGAACGAUAGCACCCUGAGUCUCGAUCGAAUCCAAAGAAGUAACACACCCUAAGCCAAGUUCCGAGUGUGGCGUGCAUUCAUAAUCGAGAUUAGAGCGACUGAUAUUGUAUGCAAAAUUGCGAUGGCGUCAUUGAAUCCUCGUCAUGACCCGAGGCUAUGUGCAUUCACGUCGUUAUAAUAAUCGUCCAUCUCACAUUUGCCAUUCAUAACGGACCACAGUACAAUCUCGUUUUACGAUGCAGCAUCUGCGAAGGCUGUGAGUUUAAUGACGUUUGGUGUACUCGCGGCUAUAUCGAAGCUUUUCCACGGGCACCCGGCGAAACUGCGAAGCAAUUCUCAAAUUCGCGGUUGAAUACGAUUGUAUUGGGAAGGGUGCGGUGAGGGAGGAGGGGCGGUAUGCAUAUUCAAGGCGUAUUCAACGCGUUAUAAUUCGAUGUCCCCUUACGGCGAUGCGUAGACGUACACGACAACUCGAUAGCGGCUGCUCUCUUCUUUCGUCCGCGUCUUUCUUUCCAAUUACCGAGUUUUCGGCUGGCGAGGGGAACGAAAUGAAAAUCUGUGAGAGGUUCGCGAUAAUCCAAGGGACGAAAAAUGGGUGGCGAUUACCUUAUCCUGGAGACUCGUUUCGCUUCGAAACGUUCCACUCGCGAGGUUGUCAGGAGCAGGGUAGAAUGAGAAUCUUCGCUUUGAGCUUUCGCGGAUAUUGCGACGCGGAACGACGAAAAAUAGAGGGAGGAAAAAAGAAACAAGGAAAAGAUGCGAAAGAAAUAUGGAAAAAAGGAGGAACAGGGGCCGCCGAGUGCGGAGACAUUAAAAUUCACAGUGGGAUUAUACACGUACGAAGCUUUGCAAGAAUCAGCGCAAUAUCUGUUAGACCGUGUCAAGAUCAGGCCAAAAAUCGGCAUCAUAUGCGGUUCUGGAAUAGGAUCAACUGAACAAAACGAGUUGUGUCCAGGUUCCCUGGCAGAAUCCCUCGAGAACAAGCAGUGCUUUCCAUACGAAGAAAUCCCAUAUUUUCCUGUCUCCACGGUCAAGGGUCACCAAGGACAGAUGGUGUUUGGUUAUCUGAAGGGUGUGCCGAUCAUGUGCAUGCAAGGGAGAUUUCAUUAUUACGAGGGUUAUCCACUGUGGAAGUGCGCUAUGCCAGUAAGAGUUAUGAAGCUCGUAGGCGUGACUCAUCUGAUCGCGACGAACGCCGCGGGAGGUCUAAAUCCCACAUACAAGGUUGGCGACAUUAUGAUGGUGAAGGAUCACGUGAACAUGAUGGGUUUUGCUGGGAAUAAUCCUCUUCAAGGGCCAAACGACGACAGAUUUGGGCCGAGGUUCCCACCGAUGAACAAAGCUUACAACGCCUUCCUCUUAGAAAUCGGCGAGCAGGUAGCGGAUGAAAUGGGUAUAAAAGACAUCGUGCACAGAGGCGUGUACACGUGUCUCGGAGGACCAAAUUUCGAGACUGUGGCUGAAUUGAAGAUGUUAAGGAUGAUCGGCGUCGACGCAGUAGGAAUGUCUACGGUUCAUGAAGUGAUCACUGCCAGGCACUGCGACUUGAUCGUCUUUGCUUUCAGUUUGAUCACGAAUCAAUGCAGCACCGAUUAUGAGAAUCACGAAGAAGCGAAUCACGAAGAAGUGAUGGACGUAGGGAAAGCGAGGCAAUCAUUGCUCCAGGACUAUGUGUCGCGCAUCGUAUUGCGUAUACGGGACAUAUUAGAGCUAGAAACGAAAUGAUUCGUGUAAUUUAUAUUUCCACCGGCCGCCUUUUAGUUUAUGGUAAUCGUGUUCGUCAGUUCGUGCUUCGACGAAAAACGACGGCGAAAAAGAACGUCUCGACGCGCACGAUUUUUACGCAAAACGCUGUCAGAACGAUUCCUUCUAUCGGCAAUCCGACAUUAAAGGAGUGCAAAAAUUUGCGAGCGCAAAGAAACGCGUGUUAGGUACGUAGAAAUUAGCAGGGACCACCUUGUGAGUGCCACCAGGAGAAUACUGAAACAUUCUUUUUUUAUACUGCUCGUUAAACUUUUACUUGCCUGAAUAUAUUCCAGGUGAAAAGAGAGUUCGGAUGUUUGUAUCGAACCGCGUGAUGUCAACAGUUUGUGACGAUUAGUUAAGUGUUGUAAGAAGCUUUGGACAAGGUAUUAGUCAUAGAACGAACGAUCGAUUAGAUUUUCCUUCCCGUUUUCUCAACGCAACAUCGCGAAUCGACGAUAAACAGUGGGUAAACAAGAUCGAAUUAAAUGAAAUCAGUAUUCAGCAGUAUUUCACCGAGCGAACAAGCGCCCAUUUAUCUACGAAGAAUCAGCUUAUCGGUGUACCGUUGAAAAGGAUUUGCGUUUAACUGCGUUCUCUUUAAUUAUACUUUCGUCUCAGCAGUCAAAGGAUAAGCAUAUCUAUGUAUACGCGCGUAUUGAAAAUCUGCUUGAAUUAGAGAACCACGGGUCGCUUGGCAGUCGUGCGUCUCUGAUCUCGAUUGAUUCGUUACACGUCUUGAGAGAGCUCCUUUUGCUUUAAAAAGAGGGAACGGUUUAAGGGCUGGGAAGGUCGGUAGAUGCUACGUCCUCCCCGCCGCGACAGCCUCGUCGAUUUUCCUCCCUCGCUUCGUUACCUUCAUCUCGUUUCCGUGCUUUUCCAUCGUUAAUGCAUCGGUGUUCGGCUUCGAUAAAUCUCGAGCGGCGAAGACCAUACUGCCGCGGCCCUUUUCCUCUCUUCGUUUUCCGCCAUAGUUGCUCCAUUCGUAUUACCUUCUACGAUGAAAUUAUGACACGACGUCGCAUGGUGGAAAAAGUCACGGGGUUCGAAGAUUCAGUCUCUCCGAUCGUCUCCAGAAUUGGAAAGUAUUUGUCUCCCGCCGAGACGAACGCAUCGAAUAUUUAUAUCCUUUUGAAAAAUGUCCCCCUUUUUUUUAUGACGAGGAAAGGGAAAAAUAUUAUUAUACGAUCUUGCGAGCGUUUAUGUCGCCAUGGCGAAAUAAAAUCACGUCACUUGCGCGAUUUAAUAAAAAGCACGCGACCAGGCCGGGAAAUGUUUACGCGUUUAUUUCGUGAUUUUAUUGAAAGCUUGUUUAAUAACUGCGCAUCGAGGUGAAACACUGUCUGACAUACAUUUAGCGGAAUUAAUAUGCACGCGUAUGGAACGUACGAAUCGAAUAAUUUUCUAGACUGUUCUUGUGCAAUUUCGAUCGCUGAUUUUCCACUAAACAUGUAAUACUGCAACGAUGCUUCAGGGGAGAAGGGAAAAUUGCAAUUAUACGUCUCGAAGCUGGAUACGAAACGCGAGGAGAAGCAAUCGAAGAUACAGCGAUGGAGAUCUCUCUUUUUGCUUUCCGCUCGCUCUUGUAACACGUAACUUUGACAAAUACACCAGGUUUCUCUGAA